This is a messenger RNA of Hydra vulgaris (swiftwater hydra), 1969 nucleotides long. RefSeq names its product tectonic-like complex member MKS1. Lineage: Eukaryota; Metazoa; Cnidaria; Hydrozoa; Anthoathecata; Hydridae. The record is from RefSeq and is a predicted model, not a curated record. Gene Ontology annotation, biological process: cilium assembly. Gene Ontology annotation, cellular component: MKS complex.
UCCAUGUCUAUCACUUUACCGCGUUUAGCGUUUGUCAACAAACAUGGCGUAUUCUGAGUGCUAAAAAAAGUUGUUAAUGUUUUAACAGAUGGAUUAUUACUUUUAACUUCAUAAGUUAAACAUUUUAAAAGAGUUAAUGGAAAAGCUUCCAGUUGGACAAUAUAGAACUCAUGAUCCACCAGUAAACUUUGCAAUCAAAAUUACAUAUUGGAAAGUGACAGCCAGCAAUGAAAUUCCUUCUGCAAUAAUUCCAACAAAAGUUGGAUUUGAUCGCAAUGCUUUUGAAAUGGUGGAAAGAAAUAAGAAAGAAAAGGAAAAAAAGGAAAUAGUCAUUUUUUGGCAAGAGAAACUUUUUAGUCAAGAAGAGUUUGAUUAUUAUUCAGAUGCUUUAAAUUGCAACACAGCAUUAGAACAAAAGUACCAUGAAGAUAUUGAAACUAUAAAAAGGCUACAUGGUGAGCGCCCAAACAAAAAGGUUUUUACAUACACUGAUAGUGAUUCAUUCACAGCAUUUGAAGAGCACAUUAGCUUGACAGAUGGACCAGAGAUUCAACCAAACAUUCUUACUCAACAUAUGGAAAAAGUUUCUGCUAAAAACUAUUCUAAGUCAUUUGUUUCAAAUGUACGAAGAAGAAAUAUUAUAGUAAAUAAACCAACAGAAGUAAACAGAGUAAAUCACGUCACUAACAUACCUAGUAAAUGCAUGUAUAUCAUGUUAGACCUUGGUAGAACAGAUGAAGUGAAUGGAUUUUUUAUCAAAGAUGAAAGAGUCUUAUGCAAAAUAAAGAUUGAUGUCAAUGGGUUUAUUAUGAUCAAGCCAGAUUUAGAUACUGGAAAGGUGUUUACAAUUGAAACAUAUAAAGAAAGUCGUGAGCACUACCAGUAUACUAUUCAUCACGCUUCAAACCCUAUAAAUAAGCUUGAACAACAGCAGGAGGAUAGUUUGUUCGAUGAGUUAUUUAUUCGACAGUCUCAACUUUUAGCUCGACAAGUAGGGGAUAAUUUCUUUCCCAUGCCAAGUUCAAAUAAUCUUUUUGUUUAUUUUUUGUGUGAAAUUGUUUCUGCUUGUUGUUUUGAGUAUGAAAAACUGUAUGUAAAAUAUCUUCUUGAUCUGCCAGAUGGUUGGCGCUGUGACUCCCAAAACUGCGUUGGAGUAACACAGAGCUGCAAAGUUAAUGAAGAAGGAAUAGCUCAUUUUUGUUUUCCUUUUGAUUUUCAACUACUUUAUACAUGGGAUCAAGAUAAUCCAGAGGAAUUUGUUAAAUGGCCCACAUUAUUUUUGCAAGUGUUUUCAGUAGACUCUUGGCAACGACACAGAAUUGAAGGGUAUGGGUAUUGCAGUGUUCCUGAUGUUGCUGGAACCACCUGCAUAACAAUUAAAAUGUGGAGGCCAAAAGGAGAUAAUUUGUUUGCUGAAAUGAACCGAUUUUUUAUUGGUGCUUCUCCUGAAAUAAAAGACUUAUCAUACGUAAAAGACCCCGGAGAGAGUGAUCGACUCAGCAAAUUCUACUUUAAAACCUUAUCAACUGGAAAUGUUGUUUUGAAAAUAAACUCAAUGUUUCAGACUGAUGUUCCUGAAGAAAUGCAUAUGGGAGGGAGAAAAUUUGCAUCCAAAUGGAAAAAAGCAUUUAAAACAAUAAGUGCGUUUGCUUCAACUUCCGAUUCUUUGGCGAAAGUUUUAGAUGCCUUUAACCAAGCACGAAAAAGAAUGUUACUUGUUCGGUCUACUUUGCCUUCAAUAUAAAACUCAAGUUUUUCUAUUCAUAUACAACUUGAGUAUUUAAGUUACAAUGUGUUAACAUCCAAACCUUAAAGCUGUUUAAAUGGUUAAACACUAUUUGACAUAGUGUUUGACCGUAGUAUGCCAAAAAAGAACGAUAACAACGCAAUUUUUGCUCCUAAAAUAAGCUAAAUAGAAGUUGAUUAUAAAAGUGUUACUCUUUAAAAAUAAAUUUAUUUAAAAAAUCGA